AUGGACGAAAUCGACUCGGCGCCCCAAGACUCUUCAAUCAUCGAAGAAGCCGACACCAGCGUGCACGGCUUCAACAACUCCAACGUCACGGUGAUAGAGAACCCCGCCUUCAAGAAGCCCCCGUCGCAACAGCAUCAGCAGGGCGAGGGCAGCGACAGCGGCGUCGACAUCGCCGAAAAGCAGCUGCACAGCGCCCGCUCCUGCGACUCGUCCAUCAGCUACUGCUCCAACUACGACGAGGCCUACAACAUCCUCGUGCGCAAGAACUCCACGUUGCUGGAGGACUACAGGCGGCACCAGGACCUCACCAGCGACAACGGCAGCGAGAGCUCCUCCGUCAGCAACUCCAACGUCCGAACGCACCGCAGGAUAUCGGCUGGUAGCGGCAAAACUAGAAAUUCCGGUAAUGGCAGCGCCAAGGGCAAGCCUCCGGUUACUCCGAAGACGCCCAAAUCGGCGGAUAGAUUGCAGGGCAAGCAACGGUCUCCGUCCAAUCACCGGACGAAACUGGCUCAUACGCCCAACUCCAAACGAACCCCGGCGCCCAAAACGCCGACGGCUACAGUGGAUGACGGCAGGUGGCCUUCGGUGAACAGCAAACCAGCACCGCUAAUGUCCAGAUCUCUGAAAGGCACCAUCGAUUGCACCAAACAGAAAAUAACCCCGCAGGAUACUAAAACUAUAGAAAAAUACGCUACGCUUCCCAGGCCGAAAAAAAACGUCGACGCCAAAGAAGCUGCAGUCGCUAAAAAACCACUAAAUUCGCAACGCGCCAGCCUAACAAAAUCCAACUCCAGGGAAAUAACACCUACGAAAUCCCUCUCGACAUCACUCUAUCUUCCUAAAGCGAAAACCAAGACGAAAAUCUACCACGAAAACACCGUACAAACCGAACUCACCAUGACAGACAUGGCCAACACAGUAACAGACACCGCCUGGGAGAAACUCCACAAAAAACUAACAACUCUAACCAACAAAUACGAAUCCCUACAAAACGACUACAAACAACAGACUGAUCAACUGAAAGAGACUGAAACUAAACUAAGAGAAGAAACGAUGGAGAAAGACGGUCUCAAGGAAGAGCUGCACAAAAACUCCCAACGAGUCAUCGCCAUACUGCAAGGAAACGGCGAAAGUAUAACCGCCGAUCCCAACGACAGCCUCCUGGUGCUCGAGACCAAAUUCCAGAACGCCGGCCAAGUGGUGAUACGGCAAGAGGAGGAAAUCUCCAAGCUGAACUCGAUCUGCCGCGCCCUGCAGAUGGACCUCGACAAGAGCUCGGCCGCGCAGCGGUUCCUCCUCCAGCAGCAGCACGACCUCGAGGCGGAGAGCCUCGAGCUGCAGGAUUUCAUGCAAGCGGAGAAGACCACGCUGCACGACGCGCUCAAAGAGUCCGAGGCCGAGGUGCAACGGCUGCAGUCGCUCCUGCAAUGCACAAACAGGGAGUUGCUGGAUAGGUCCGAGGAGUGCAAGCAAUUGCAAAGGCAAUCCGAGCAGAGGAAGGAGGAGAAUGCGAGCCUGCACGCCAGAUUGGCCGUGCUGGAAUCGAAGAGCAGGGAGCUGAUCGUGCACCAAGGGAGCUCCGUGUCCGGUGCGGCUGUUGCUCUAUCGACUCUCAUCGCUAGAUUGGAUGGAUUAGUAGAAGAACUCGUUGCUGCUUACAGUAUAUCGGAUCAAGAAUUAGAGGAUGCCAUAUUCCACAACGAGGCGUACAAAACGAGCAGCAGCAGCCCCGAAUCGACGCCCGAGAAGUCCCGCAAGCUGUUCAUCGACAAAUCCCCGUCGCCCGCCAAAGGUUCCUCCUUCGUGUCGGCCGUCAUAAACGCCAUCAAGAGCGCCGCCCAAUCGCAAUUCACCGUCAGGGAUCUCAGCAAAGACACCCUAUCGACGGAGCGAUCCAGUUCCAACGAAAUGCUGGACUCGGAGACCGAGCCGUGCCUGAUGAUGGAGCACGUGCUCGAAGACGUCUACAUACCGGACGGGCAUUCGCAGAACCUCGUCUCGUCGGGGCACGGCAGCAUGAUGAGCUCGCGCCUCAGCCACAGCGAGAGCCUCAAAGACCUCAAUCAAGCCUACAUCAGCCGGCAGAUGUCCGAGCCGGCCAGCAUGAGCCUCUACGGCAGCCUGCACGGCGACUUGCUCUCGCUCAACGAGCCCCUGUUCGUCACCUCUUCGCUCGUCGAUCAAGUCAUCGAUGUCGACAAUCUAAUCACCAGGUUGUUGAAGGUGAUCAGGAUCAUACAAAUGGAGAACGAGGAUUGCAUGAACGAGUUGCAGGAGCAGCGGGACAACUUGCUGGAGCAGGUGGACAAGCAGAAGGAGACGAACAAGGUGGUGGUGAAGCAGCUGAAGGAUUGGGAGAUCCUGGGGGCGCGAUUGAAGGGCGAGGUGAAGGAGCUGAUGGGGCACUCGUCGAAGAAGAACAACGAAAUCGACGGGUUGAAGAACGAGUUGAACAAGCAGCGAGAGGAGGUUGAGAAAUUAAAUCAGGACGUAUGCGAAUUGUCGACGACUUUGGCGAAGGCCGAGCUGGAGAAGAAGAGGAAAGAGGACGAGGUGAACGAAGGGAUCAAAAAUUUGGAGAAAUCCGCUCAAGUACCGUCCGGGGAAAUUUUAGCGAAAUUAAUUUGCGCACAAAACGAGAUACCGUUACUUAAAGAGAAGCUAUCGGAGAAAGAAAAACACUUGAGGGAACUCACGCAGGAGUUUCUGGCCAGCAGGCAGGUUCUAACCGAGCAUCUAAAGGAUGCCAUUAACCAAUCCAAAAAGCAAUACAACGCCAUCGACAAUGCCUUAGAGGUGUUGCACGGGAUCCAAACGGUGGUGCAACAGUGCGCGCCGCUGGCGCAAUUGCAGCGCGACUUGGAAGAGAUGAAUUUCCAGAGCGCUUCUUCGAUCGCUCCGGCGGAUUUCAACGCCAACGCGGCCCUCUUACAGGCCGUGGCCAGUUUGGAGAUAGCGCCCGCUAUAAACACCACGGCCUAG
Molecule: messenger RNA, 2985 nt
Organism: Phyllotreta striolata
Lineage: Eukaryota; Metazoa; Arthropoda; Insecta; Coleoptera; Chrysomelidae
Source: the annotation of a GenBank genome assembly